Messenger RNA from Aureococcus anophagefferens, 1195 nucleotides. RefSeq lists its product as hypothetical. NCBI's taxonomy places the organism in Eukaryota, Pelagophyceae, Pelagomonadales, Pelagomonadaceae. Gene Ontology annotation, molecular function: antiporter activity. Bases 14 to 1195 code for a protein of 393 amino acids. Gene Ontology annotation, cellular component: Golgi apparatus. The transcript is spliced from 4 exons. The record is from RefSeq and is a predicted model, not a curated record.
CCGACUGCAAACGAUGAAGGUCGCCGUCGCCAUCGCGUGCGCUGCGGGCGCUGCUGCCUUCGUGUCUCCGACGCGUUCCGCACUUAAAGCGCCGGCCCGCGUGGCCGCGCCGGCCCGCGUGGCGCCGACGGCCCUCGCGCUGCCCUCUUUGCGCCGCGGCGCGCCCAAGACGGUCCUCCGCGCCGAGGCGUCCGCGGCGACGGAGAAGAAGGGCUUCCCCGUCGACAUCCCGCUGCUGUCGUACUUCUUCUUCUGGUACCUGGGCAACUACUACUACAACAUCGCCAACAAGCAGGCGCUCAACGCCGCCGGCGGCGCCCUGGGCUACCCCAUGACGAUCUCGACGCUCCAGCUCGGGCGGGACGAGGGUGAUUCAAGAUCGCUUCAACACGAGCUCCAGCUCGGCAUCGGCGCCAUCUACGCGAUGUUCCUCUGGAUCGCGCCCGACGCGCGGUCCUUCCCGAAGAUCAAGCCCGCCGACAUCGUCAAGCUGCUGCCCGUGGCCUUCUGCGCCGCCGGCGCCCACGCGGGCUCCGUCUUCGCGCUGUCCGCGGGCGCGGUGUCGUUCGGCCAGAUCGUCAAGGCCGCCGAGCCCGCGUUCGCCGCGGUCAUCGGCGUGUCCCUCUACGGCAAGCAGAUCAGCAAGGCCAAGUGGCUCUGCCUCAUCCCCGUCAUCGGCGGCGUCGUCCUCGCGUCGCUCAAGGAGCUCGACUUCGCCGUGUCGGCGCUCGUCGCCGCGUCGAUCGCGAACGUCUUCGCGGCGUUCAAGGGCAACGAGAACGCCAAGUGCAUGGAGACGCCGGGCCUCAAGGACCGCCUCGGCUCCGUGGGCAACCAGUUCGCGUUGACGACGAUCCUCUCCUUCCUCAUGUCCAUCCCCCUCGUCAUGGUGACCGGGGAGUCGUUCGCGGGCUUCUCGGAGCUCUGGAAGACGAACCCCGUCGUCCGCCUCAACGUCAUCGCGUCGGGCCUCUUCUUCUACGGCUACAACGAGCUCGCGACCAUGACCAUCAAGAAGACGUCCGCCGUCACGCAGUCCGUCGCGAACACGGCCAAGCGCGUCAUCGUCAUCGUCGGCGUCGCCAUCGUCAUGGGCGAGAGCCUCAACCCGCUCAAGCUCGCGGGCUGCGCCAUCGGCAUCGGCGGCGUCUUCCUCUACUCCGUCAUCGACCAGCUCGUCGGCAAGAAGAAGUAG